Oncorhynchus nerka (sockeye salmon) is the source of this 3306-nucleotide messenger RNA. RefSeq names its product phospholipid transfer protein-like. Bases 1552 to 3018 code for a protein of 488 amino acids. Gene Ontology annotation, molecular function: phosphatidylcholine binding; phosphatidylcholine intramembrane carrier activity; phosphatidic acid transfer activity. The record is from RefSeq and is a predicted model, not a curated record. Gene Ontology annotation, biological process: phospholipid transport; ceramide transport; high-density lipoprotein particle remodeling. NCBI's taxonomy places the organism in Eukaryota, Metazoa, Chordata, Actinopteri, Salmoniformes, Salmonidae. The transcript is spliced from 16 exons.
CUCUCUGAAGUUCUAGGAUUUCGGUGUAUUUUUCAAUGUGUAGACACUUCACCUUCAAGACUUGUUCUUGUAGUUUCUCCUUCAGCUGAAAGAUGGAAUACGAUUUAAAAUGUUGUGUUGUACAACAGCUGACUGAAGACAGGGCAUUCAGAUCAAUAACUUACCUUUUCAGCAGAAAACAAAUCGAAUACAAUCCCUUCAACUCUGUUAGUUCUCUCCACUGUGUGAACGCAAAUCCAAGGUUUAUUCUCAUCUUGGCCCGCUCUCUAUCACUUUCCCUUUUUGCCAGUCUGCUCUCAAAAUGUGUCUGUUUCUUUGGCUUAGAUGGAAUAAUAUUUGCUGCUGGGUCAGGUCUUCUGCCCCUCGUGUCUGCCAUGUCUGUAAGCUAGCUAUUUCCUCUAGCUAUUAGCCAAGUGCUAGCCGUGGGCUCAGCUAGCUAGCUAUCACACUGCCUCCUCACUGACGGAAAACACGUCACUCAUUGUGUGCUCCCCAAAAUCUGGCUGGAAAAUCCGACCAGACAGGGAAAAUGAAAACCAAUGAAUGCAGUGGUUCUCCUUAGGAAGGCUAGAGGAGAGGCACAAUAUUGUUACUGUUGCAUCACAUUGGAUGACCACUAUAAAAACAAAUACAAAAAUUGACAUAUUGCAGCUUUAAACACUUGGUGGUUUAUAUGUCUGAAGUGAGACACGUACAGCUGCACAUGCAUUCAUCCUUGUGUGGUGGUCAAUGUUGUUGUGCAGAAGACACUGAAGCAGUUCCUUCUGGGAACCCUCAAUCUUUCACCCCUGUACAUAUUCUGAGAAAGGGAUGAGAAAAUUGUAUAAAUAUUGUCUAAUCAAUGGGAAAUGCCUUUGGGGAGAUGUCCCCCUUGGGGGUCAAUGACCUCCUUGAGUCCCCUUGAAGAACUUUGCUCUAUCUCGUUUUGUUCUCUCCAAUUGUUGAGUUAACCGGUUCCCGCACUCCACACACACAUGCUGAUAAGACCAGAUAAGGCAAAUGAUCUGAGAACAGUGUAAGAUCAUGUUAGUGAGUUACUGUCGAGUAUUUGUUUCAUUCCCGGGGUGGGUUUAGACUGUAGAGAGUCUAAGUUAAAUGGGGUUGGCGGGGUUGGUUGUUUGGUCAAUCUUAUGGGUCAAAAGACAUCCUGCUUUCCUUCAAGCCGUUCAGUUCCACACCAUGGGGGGUUAGUAGAGCAAUCACUGCUGCCCCUGCUGUUGAAUGAGACAAAGGGCUGUGCAGCUUUACACACACACACACACACACACACACACACACACACACACACUCUCUUUGACACGCACAUACACACUCUUUGACAUGCACAUACACUCUCUCUGUCUCUCUCUCUCUCUCUCUCUCUCUCUCUUUCUCUCUCUCUGACUCACUUACUCAGCAACUGUACAUGCUACAGCAGGGCAGAGAUACAGAGUGCAGCAUUUGAAUUUCAGACUGUGGAGCUACCUUAAAGAAGACACACAUUUAGGGGUUCUCUUUGUUUUUCUCUUUUGUUUGGCCUUCCACAGACCCUCCAUCUUUGAGGCACUCGUGAUGGCUUCCUGUAUGGUGUCUAUCCUCUUCCUGUUCCCUCUAAUCGCCGCCAUGUCAGCAGAAGAACCGCCAGGCUGCAAGAUCCGGAUCACUAACAGGGGGCUCGAAAUGUUGAAGUACGAGACGCAGAAGUUUGUGGUUGAGGAACUGAGCAACAUCACCAUGCCAGAGAUGAAAGGCAAAGAGGGCCACUUCCAGUACACCAUCAAAGAGGUGAAGAUAAAUGAGCUGAACCUGAACUACGCUGACCUGGCCUUCCAGCCUGGCCUAGGACUGCUCUUCAAGGUGCAGAACUCCUCCAUCACUCUCAGCUUCCAGAGACACAUCUUAUACUGGUUAUUCUAUGACACCGGUACCAUCAAUGCCUCUGCAGAAGGUGUGAACAUCCACACUGUCCUGCACACGACCAGAGAUGAGUUGGGACGCCUCAAGAUCUCCAACAUCACCUGCGAUGCCUCCAUCGCCAAAAUGAAAAUUAAGUUCACUGGCACCUUGGGGAGGGUGUAUGACUUCCUGGCGACUUUUUUGACUACUGGAAUGCGCUUCCUUCUGAACCAGCAGAUCUGCCCUGUCAUGAACCACGCUGGUUUGGUUCUAAUCAACACUUUGUUGGAGACAAUUCCAGUGCGAACAGAAGUAGACAACUAUGUGGGGAUCGACUACUCCCUCCUCCGUGACCCCGUGGUGACUUCAAGGAGCCUUGACAUGGAUUUCAGGGGCAUGUUCUUUGAGCUCGGGAACGAGAGCAACACCUUGGUGAACUCUGCCAUCAACCCAAUUGUGAGAGAGUACGACCGCAUGGUGUACCUGGCUCUGUCCGAGUACUUCUUUGACAGUGGGUUGUACUCCUAUUAUAAAGCUGGCAUAUUCCAAAUGAAUAUCGCCAACGAGCACAUGCCAAAGGAUCUGGAGAUGCUCCUUAGGACAACAUAUUUUGGCAUCAUUAUGAUGAUUAACCCAGCCCUGGUGGAAUACCCUAUCUCCCUGCAACUGGAGUUGAACUCUGCCCCCAAGACAACCGUCAAGACCUCCGGGGUCACCGUGGCAAUCACUGCCAUCGUCACGGUGAUGGUGCUACCGCCCGGCAAGGCGCCUGUUCAGCUCAGCAGCAUGACCAUGGAGGCCAAAUUCAAUGCCAAGGUGUCCAUGAAGGGCAAGAGACUGGCUGUUCACGCAGACUUGAGGAGGUUUAAAAUCUACUCCAACCAGUCUGCUUUGGAAUCACUGGCGCUUAUUCCCUUACAAGUCCCCCUCAAGACUAUGUUGCAGAUCUCAAUAGUACCCAUAAUCAAUAACUGGACCAAGAGAGGCGUCGCUAUCCCUCUUGCAGAUGGUAUGGACUUCAUAGAGGAAGUGGUGGAGUAUCAUAACGGUUACCUCAUCAUUGGGGCAAACCUACAUUUCAGCAAGGGCCUAAGGGAGAUGAUCGAGAGGAAAAUCCAGGCUGACGCCGAGAAUGCCAUCUAAAGAGAAUUAUCCACCAGCAAUAACCAAGGAUAGAUAUCUUAGAUAAACACCCAUCCAAUCCUGUGUUUCUAUGUCCUCAAGGGCACAUGCCUUAUCUACAACAUGGAGCAGACUCUACUGUAACAAUUUCACCAAACCAUGCGGAUUCAAAAUCUUUUAAGAAUCCAAAAAUAAUAAGCUAGGCUGCAAUCUGUCCAAUAUACAGUGCCUUGCGAAAGUAUUCGGCCCCCUUGAACUUUGCGACCUUUUGCCACAUUUCAGGCUUCAAACAUAAAGAUAUAAAACUGU